Molecule: messenger RNA, 906 nt
Organism: Ilyonectria robusta
Lineage: Eukaryota; Fungi; Ascomycota; Sordariomycetes; Hypocreales; Nectriaceae
Product: phospholipase C/P1 nuclease domain-containing protein
Exons: 3
Coding region: 1-906 (301 amino acids)
Biological process (GO): DNA catabolic process
Molecular function (GO): nucleic acid binding; endonuclease activity
Source: RefSeq, a predicted model, not a curated record
AUGAAGCUUCUCUCCACCACCGCGUUGGCCAUCGGCGCCAUCGGCCUUCCCGGAGCCGCCGCCUGGGGCAGUCUCGGACACAUGACGACGGCGUACCUCGCCAGUCGCAUCGUCUCCAACACCACCGAGGCCUUCUUCCAGGAGCUGCUCGGGAGCGACGCCCCCGACUACCUCGCGACCGUCGCGCCCUGGGCCGACUCUAUCCGCUACACCGACUGGGGUCGCUUCUCGAAGAACUUCCACUUCAUCGACGCCCACGAUGCGCCCCCGACCGACUGCAGCGUCGAGUAUGAGCGCGACUGCAAGGAUGGCGGCUGCGUCAUCAACGCGCUCGCCAACUACACCAAGCAGUCGCUAGACUCGGAGCUGCCCACGUGGCAGCGCGAGCAGGCCGCCAAGUUCGUUGUCCACUUCAUCGGUGACAUGCACCAGCCGCUGCACAACGAGAACACCGCUCUCGGCGGCAACCGUAUCUUCGUGCACUUCGACGGCCACCGGUUCAACCUGCAUCAUGUGUGGGACAGCUCUAUCAUGGAGAAGUUCCUCGGGGGCUUGCACGGCGAGCCCAUGGCCAUCGCCGAGAGGUGGUCCGAUGAGCUUGCCACUGCCAUUAGCGAGGGCAAGUUUGCGGCUGAGAAGGAUUCAUGGUUGAAGGACGUGGAUUUGGAUGAUGCUAUCAACACUGCUCUUGCGUGGUCAAGAGAGACUAACGCCCUUGUGUGCAAGUAUGUGCUUCCCGAAGGUGCGCAUGCCAUCGAGGGCAAGGAGCUUGGAGGCGAGUACUAUGAGAAUGCCGGUCCCGUGAUUGAGAAGCAGAUUGCCCGUGCAGGGUAUAGAAUGGCCGCUUGGUUGGACCGCAUCGUCGACGCCUACCAAGCCGAGAACACGAUUUCCGAAGAGUUGUAA